Molecule: messenger RNA, 472 nt
Organism: Parasteatoda tepidariorum (common house spider)
Lineage: Eukaryota; Metazoa; Arthropoda; Arachnida; Araneae; Theridiidae
Source: RefSeq, a predicted model, not a curated record
GUUAAGAAAUUUGUAUUUUUUUCUGUUUAUUGUUUAGUUGAUACUUAUAAGGCAGUAGUUUAACACUUUAACUCUUACAGUUUAAAGGUUACAGUUCUUCGAGAUUUGUUGCAGUUAAGAGUAAAACUAAAAUGUAUCUACAAGUGGUUAUUGCGUUGAUGGUCCUCCUGUCUGGAGUACUCGGAGGAGUGUAUCACCCUUACUAUCAUCAUCACCAUCACCACGACCAUCACAAACACCAUCCUCAUCCUUAUCAUCAUCACCACCACCACCACAAGGGUUACCCUUAUUACGACCACCAUCAUCACCACCACAACGGGUAUCCUCACUAUUAUGAUCAUCACCACCAUAAACACCUGCAUUAUAACCCUUAUGGGAAAUACUAUUACUAUCAUCAUUAAGAAGUAUAGUUUGAGUUUUAACAUAAAAGAUUUAAGCAAUUAUAACGAAUAAAAUGUAUUGUGUGUGGUUA